AUGUACUCGUCAGCUCCACCGCCACAACCACCUCAUCGGCCGUCAUUACCGCAUGAAGCAAAGCAUGCCCAUCACCCUGGCCCACCACCUCAUUACAACAAUAUGCCAACGCAUGACUCACGUUUUUAUAUGCAUGGUCAAUAUCUAGAUAUCAGGCAUCCUCCAAACCCUGUCGAUCCUUCACAUCCAACAACACGUCCACCACCAACAGGUUGGGUUCAGGAAAUGAAUCAAGCCCCACCACAUCCACCACAUCGUGAACAUCCGCCUCCUCAUCAUCAUCCACCACCACCAUCAACAACAAUGCAACGACCACCAGCAGCUACGAUGGCAUCUUACGAUCAUCCAAUACAAUCAUCAUCAUCAUCAACCAUGUUUUCUUUACAAUCGUCUUCAUCAUCAUCACUACCAGCAUCGAAACGUUCACGCGUUGUUAUACCCUCCAAACGAGCAGCACAGAAUCGAGCAGCACAACGUGCAUUUCGUGAAAGAAGAGACAAGUAUAUCAAAGACCUGGAAAAGAGAGCAAAGGAGAUGGAGAAUUGGCCAGAGGAAAUGGAGCAAUUGCGGGGAGAAAAUCGGCAUCUUCGAAAUACAGUGGCUGCUCUAGAAAGACGAAUAGCAGAGUUAACAGGUCAAACACCCAUAUCCAGCAAUGCAAGUACUGGUAGCGAUAAAGCAAUGCCUUCUUCACCACCACAACAACAACAUCCACCACAUCCAUUACAUGUAUCACCUCCUCCGAUAUCAUCAAAACCUGAAGAACAACAGCCAUUGUCAUCAUCAUCGAUAUCUACAACAGCAUCUCCUCCAUCUCCUCCUCCACCUCCUCCUUCUUUACAACGACAAUCUCAGUCAAUGGUAUCACCAUCACAACAACCACCGCCACCGAAUAAUGAUAUUCAACAGCAGCAACAACAGCAAGAUGAGAUGUUGGCUGUUUCUUCACAACAACAACAACCUCCACCACCACCUACAGUGACAGUAUCAUCAGCUGCUGAAGAUACAACAGGACCUGUUCAACAAAAAAUUCCAUUACGACCUCCUCAUACAAUGCCAUCAUCCUCGUCCUCCUCGCCACCAUCACAACCACCAACGUCUUCAUUACCACCACCACAACCUUCUUCAUUAUCUCCUUCACGUUCGGAUCAAUUGACACCUACCGCUCAACAACAACAACACCACCACCAUCAAGAAGGUGCCAUUCCUCCCGAAAUGGCCGUUGCUGGUAUUCCACCUGAACAACAAGACCUUUGGAGUGGAUUUGAUCAAUUCGAUUUGGAAUUUGCAUUCGACUCUUAUUUCCAAGAUGAUUUCGCUGUUGCUGGUGGAGGUGGAGGAGUCCCUAGUAAUAAUAAUACAACACCGAGCGGCGAUCCAUUAAUACAAGAGUACAAUAUCAACAAUAGUGGGCAGGUACUGGAUGACCUGUUUGCCAUGCUACAAACACGACAACGACCCGAAAUACCCUUGCAACCUACCGCCACCACCACCACCAUGACAUCGGAAAUGCAGAGCAGUUCUCCCCAUGUUUUACCAGGUGGUGAUCCUACUACAACAACUACUACUACAUCAUCAUCAUCAUCAGCAACAACCUACAUGACUUUAUAG
Lichtheimia ornata is the source of this 1611-nucleotide messenger RNA. RefSeq lists its product as uncharacterized. The coding region runs from base 1 to 1611 and encodes 536 amino acids. Gene Ontology annotation, cellular component: RNA polymerase II transcription regulator complex. NCBI's taxonomy places the organism in Eukaryota, Fungi, Mucoromycota, Mucoromycetes, Mucorales, Lichtheimiaceae. The record is from RefSeq and is a predicted model, not a curated record. The transcript has 3 exons. Gene Ontology annotation, molecular function: DNA-binding transcription activator activity, RNA polymerase II-specific; transcription cis-regulatory region binding.